AUGCGAGGUCCAGUUGUGGUAAUGCGAAGAAGGAUCAAUCAGUGGAUGAUGAAGUGGGUGUACAAGGAAGAGAAUCCGUUCGAGAAACGACGUGCUGAGGGCGAGAAAAUUCGACGCAAAUAUCCCGAUCGAAUUCCAGUGAAAAAUAAUGAAAACAAAAUGAAAUUUAAAGAUUUGAGUAGAACUUGGCAAAUUAGGAUGCCGCCAACAGCUUUCAUUAAGAAAAGUUACAAGCAGAACUCUUUGCGAGAGGCAAAAGCAUUCGGAAUUGGUACUUCCGGCCUUUUUUUGCCGUUAGGACAUUUGGCACUUUGCCAGCAUCGCCUCUGUUGA
Gongylonema pulchrum is the source of this 333-nucleotide messenger RNA. NCBI's taxonomy places the organism in Eukaryota, Metazoa, Nematoda, Chromadorea, Rhabditida, Gongylonematidae. The record is from the annotation of a GenBank genome assembly.